This is a messenger RNA of Liolophura sinensis, 2992 nucleotides long. Its product is annotated as PX domain-containing protein kinase-like protein. The record is from RefSeq and is a predicted model, not a curated record. Lineage: Eukaryota; Metazoa; Mollusca; Polyplacophora; Chitonida; Chitonidae. Bases 6 to 1700 code for a protein of 564 amino acids. Gene Ontology annotation, biological process: early endosome to late endosome transport; protein phosphorylation; endosome to lysosome transport. Gene Ontology annotation, molecular function: ATP binding; phosphatidylinositol binding; protein kinase activity. The transcript has 14 exons. Gene Ontology annotation, cellular component: early endosome; late endosome; plasma membrane.
ACAACAUGGCGGUGUUUGAACAGAAAAAGUGCUCAAAAGUGACACUAGAUGACACGACAACGUUAACAUGCUCUAUUGAAAAUGCCCAAAAUGUCAAGGAUCACAUUGAAUACAUCAUCCGUGUGCAGAGAGGCCCAGUACCAGAAAACUCAUGGACAAUACAGAAGCGUUACAGUGAUUUUGUAAAGUUAGACGAAGAGCUUAAAUUUGCCAAUUUAGAGUUUCAACUACCGCCAAAAAAGGUGUUUGGGAACAAGGAGCGAGAGUUUAUUGCUGAGAGACAACAUGGUUUACAGAAUUUUAUGAACCAGUUGUUGAGUAGCCUUUUCCUGUCCUCUAGUAUCAUUGUUAAAAGGUUCUUUGACCCAGAGGGAUACUCAGCUAACCUGAGGGAAUCUGCUCUCCAGCACGUGUCCAUGGUGUUUAGGUCAGAACCAAAUUGGGAGGUUGUAGAAACACUGCCGGAAAUUGGAUGGAGGUUGAGAAAACAUUACAUCCAGGUUAAACCUAUAGCUCAGCCCAAGCGCAGACAGUUUCUAACAUGGAAUGAAUAUGGCCCUGCCAAGUUCAUGCCUGACAAAGAAACUGCUGCCCUCUUUAAGGUCUUUCCAGCGAUCCAGCAUCCUAAUAUCUAUCCGAUAGCUUUUGCCACAGCCAAUGAGAAUGGAGCUUUGAUUAUCCGUGACUUUUUUGAGAAGGGCACAUUGAGAGACUACAUUUGUGGCUGUAAACCAAAAGGUCAUUUCCUCAAAAAGUAUGGAAAGGUGAAAACUUACACAGUCAUGAAAAUGAAUGAGGUCAAGAUUAUUGGGAGGCAGAUAUUGGACACGAUCAAGUUCCUUCAGGACAAAGGAUUGCCAUAUUGCCAUCUUCAUGCUGGUAAUGUUAUACUAGACUCCUCCCUUGGGCAGUGCAAGUUGUUGGAUGUAGAAAACUGGUUAAUAGGCCUACCCAGCCUGUAUCGGCCAUAUUUUAGUCAAUUUAGAAAAAUACAUACUACGGAUCUCAUUGAUGUAUAUUGCUUUGGUCAGUUAUUGUAUGAGAUGGUAUUUGGGAAACAGCUUGACUCUCCCAUCUGUGAUAUGUUCCCAUCAGAUUGCCCUGCUCAAAUCAGGUCUGUACUUGAGUCCAUUCUUACAACAGAAGCCUGCAAGAAAGGUUUACCCAGCAUAUCAGAUUUGCUUCUCCACCCGCUGUUUUCUGAUGUCGUCCUGCCACCAUCCGAGAAACCAUCACUGAAAAUUCCAAGCAAAUUGAAAGAGGCAAUUAGAUUAGCCAGGGAGAAAAUGGAGCAGCAUUUGCAAGCUGAGCAGAAAUUGAUCAGUCAGUAUCGCAGGCUUUCCAAAGCAACAGCAUUCCACAUGUCUGAGGAGGAGAAAAAGAAACGGCGGAAAUCCAAGAAGAAAGCUUUAGAAAAUGGAGGGCAAGAAGUAACUUCACCAACAUCCCCAAUGUCACCAGCAGAGUCGUCUCCAGCUCCACCGGCCGCUCCAGCAAUGCCAACAUCUCCAGUGCCACCUGCUGCAGCACCUCCUCCACCUCCACCCCCACCGGUAUCGCCACCAGCACCUGUACCGGCUGCGACUUCUCCACCCCCAUCCUCUGGGGGAAGAGGGGCAUUGCUAAGCUCCAUAUCAGGCUUUAACAAGGGGAAGCUCAAGAAACAGGAGACCAUCGACAAAAGCAAGCCCAAAAUUUAGCCUGCAUUGAGGGAUAGGUAACAUAUAAAUUAUGCUUGGGUAUUGGAACAAAGGUAAAUUGUAUGUACAGUGCUAAGUCACAAGUUUCAGAUGUUCCAUGUUUAUUUUAAGUGUUUGCACAUUCACAGUGUGUUGUAAAGCAAUAUUUUAUGGUGAUAUGUAAAUAAGUAUAGAUACAUAUACAUGUGUAUAUUUGCUCAUGAUUUCAACUGGUUAUUUUGUUUCUUUAGUUCAUUCAGACUCCAAAUUUUGUAUUCUUAUGCAGUUUUAGUCAAAGCUAAUUUUACGUAUAUGUAUGGUUGUAAUUAUUAUUCUGAUCACAUGCAAUUUAAACAGACACUUUUAUUUUGAGACAAGAAAUGGAAAGAAAAGGGAAAAUAAUUUGUUUUAUUUUCCUGAACAAAGUACUGAUACUUACUAUUGAAGAUUUUAAUAUUACCCUUUUAAGUCUGUGAAAGUCAUUCAUGUUGUAAGCAUUGUAUUUAUGGAUUAUAGUUUUAUGAUAUUCAACAUGUUUAAGAUAGAAGAACAAUAAAACACACGUUUUACUUUUGUGAUACUCAUAAUGUGGCCAUGUCAACCCUCAAAGAGGGAGUAGCACGCCAUUGUGAAGUGUGUAAUACAUAUAUAUCACUGUGGAGAUUGCAUUGUAUAGUGAGAAUGUGACAGUACUGUGAAUUCUGAACAAACUUUAAUGUUUCCCCAGUUACUCUUGACUGAUGCCUUCUAAUUGUAAUCAUUAAAUGGUUUAAUGUGUAUUUAACAUUUACUCUUCAUGUACUACAUCACACAUAAUGCUCAAUGUUGUUUCCUUUCCUACAACUACAAUGAGAUGAAAUAUUUUAGUGUCUUGAAAUUACUCAAAGUUGUCAGUUCUAAUGUUAUUUUUAAAAAUUGUUGAAUCCCUGUGGUGAAGGACUUUACUCUUGUUAAAGAUCGCUUUUAAAUUAAUGAUUGUUUUUAUAUCCUAUAGUUAGUUUUCUGUUAUAAAGAUUCAGGGGCAUGUGUUUAUGUCUAUAUAUGUUUACAAGUUUAGUAAAGAUUUUAACAUAUAUUCUUGUGUAUAUGUAAAUAUAUAUAUUUUGCUCAUAGUUACAUGUAUAUGUCAUUAUAAGCAUUGUCCUUUUCUGGGGCAUUAAAUAUUUAGAGAUGAGACUGUCAUACAAAAGAAGUGAUGUAUCAUGCGCGUAUGUGAAAAAGAUAUUCUCUAAAUAUAGUUCUCAUCCCCAUCCUCAUCACAUUCUGCUUGUUUCUUUCUUUGCUCAGUCCUUCAUGUCUUUCAUGCAUUUUUA